Messenger RNA from Diversispora eburnea, 513 nucleotides. The record is from the annotation of a GenBank genome assembly. Lineage: Eukaryota; Fungi; Glomeromycota; Glomeromycetes; Diversisporales; Diversisporaceae.
AUGGAUAACGAAAGUCCAGAGAAUUUUCAUACUAUUAAGAUCAUAAGACAAAAUGAGACAUCAGAAAUUCAAUCAAAUAAUAACUCUCCAAGUUAUAUAUACGACAUUUUAAACGAAAACCAACGAGGAUUAUUUGUUUUGGGAAUACCUAAAUUCACCUCAAAGGUCUUGAGUCCAGUAGAUCCACCACCAUGGACUAAUAUAGAAAAUGGAUGUUCUCCGAUGGAUAUUCAUACUUUUCAAUUACCAAACCCAUCAUGGGAAUGGGUCUCUAAAGAAUGGUUGAUUGAUAUGUCUGGUGAUGUUGAUGAAGAAGGUUGGGAAUAUGCAUUUGAUUUCCAUUGUGAUAAUUGGCAUGGAUGUUAUCGGGCUCUUCGUUCAUUUGUUCGUAGAAGGCGUUGGGUAAGAUUACGUCGUCUUAAGGGAAGUUCAAAUGAGAAUAUACCUCCAAUUCCUUCUAGAGUAAAAAAAAUGAUAACUGAGAGAACUUUCACUUCUUUAAUGAACAAAUAG